Molecule: messenger RNA, 3176 nt
Organism: Ailuropoda melanoleuca (giant panda)
Lineage: Eukaryota; Metazoa; Chordata; Mammalia; Carnivora; Ursidae
Gene: GGPS1
Product: geranylgeranyl diphosphate synthase 1
Exons: 6
Coding region: 551-1396 (281 amino acids)
Biological process (GO): isoprenoid biosynthetic process
Molecular function (GO): prenyltransferase activity
Source: RefSeq, a predicted model, not a curated record
CGACGCCUGCGCAGUGUGACCGGGAUGGCGCAUUUUCUUGCACCGACUAAUGCGGUGUUGCUGGCGGCUGAGGAGGGUGGAGAGUUCUGUGGUGAAGUAGGGGGAGGGAUCCAUGUAGGCGUGAGGCGGAGUCUUGGUCUGAACUGUAAAGUGGGAAGUUGAUGCUGGGUACUACUACUCCCGGACCGGCAGCGCGAAAGUUGUGAUAUCACCGUUGAACCGUUAUAUUGCUAAGAUGAUUUCCUUUGCUGGAUUGCUCAGUUCCUAAGAUUGUUUCACCCAGUCAUUCAAGAGAAGAUUACAAAAACUACAUUUUUCAGUCGUUUUGGUUCAUGAUCCUAAAGACCAAAUGAUUGUUACAGAAGCAAAGAAAGCAGGUAAAGAUCAGCUUUGAAAACAAUGGAGAAGACUCAAGAAACAGUCCAGAGAAUUCUUCUAGAACCCUAUAAGUAUUUACUUCAGUUACCAGAUAGUAAACCUCUUUGUUGCCUACACCCAGGGCAGACAACGUCCCUUGGCAUGGUGCUGCUUUUUAUUGAUAUAUAACUGCAUGAACAAUGAUUGUAAACAAGUGAGAACCAAACUUUCACAGGCAUUUAAUCAUUGGCUAAAAGUUCCAGAAGACAAGCUACAGAUUAUCAUUGAAGUGACAGAAAUGUUGCAUAAUGCCAGUUUGCUCAUUGACGAUAUCGAAGACAACUCAAAACUCCGACGUGGCUUUCCAGUGGCACACAGCAUCUAUGGAAUUCCAUCUGUCAUCAAUUCUGCCAAUUAUGUAUAUUUUCUUGGCCUAGAGAAAGUCUUAACCCUUGAUCACCCAGAUGCAGUGAAGCUUUUUACCCACCAGCUUUUGGAACUCCAUCAGGGACAAGGUCUAGAUAUUUAUUGGAGGGAUAAUUACACUUGUCCUACUGAAGAAGAAUAUAAAGCGAUGGUGCUGCAAAAGACAGGUGGACUAUUUGGGUUAGCAGUAGGUCUCAUGCAGUUGUUCUCUGAUUACAAAGAAGAUCUAAAGCCACUACUUAAUACACUUGGGCUCUUCUUCCAAAUUAGGGAUGAUUAUGCUAAUCUACACUCCAAAGAAUAUAGUGAAAACAAAAGCUUUUGUGAAGAUCUAACAGAGGGAAAGUUCUCAUUCCCUACCAUUCACGCUAUUUGGUCGAGGCCUGAAAGCACCCAGGUGCAGAAUAUCUUGCGCCAGAGAACCGAAAAUGUAGAUAUUAAAAAAUAUUGUGUACAUUAUCUUGAGAAUGUAGGUUCUUUUGAAUACACUCGGAGUACUCUUAAAGAGCUUGAAUCUAAAGCCUAUAAACAAAUUGAUGCACGUGGUGGGAACCCUGAGCUCGUAGCUCUAAUAAAGCACUUAAGCAAAAUGUUCAAAGAAGAAAAUGAAUAAUAUUAAGCGAUUUUUGAUUAGGCCUGGUAGCUUAUUGCAGCUGACUAUUUUUUUGUCUUUUAGCCUAUCACUUUUUUAAAAAUUUGGACCAAGCUGUCUGUCUCCACAAACUGAGUAAAUAGGGGUGAUGUGAAUGAGGUUACUUCAAUUUAGAACCCCUUUGUACAGAUAAUCAUCAUAGUACAAAGUUGAAAAAAUCAAGAGGAGACACAUUUAAAUAGGUCUAAUUUGAAUGUCAGAAUGUGCUAUGUUUGGACCUUAUGGACAAGUGCCACUAAUGUUCUGUUGAUUCUGUCAAUAAAGAAGACUUCAGCUUCCAGAAAUUUUUAUCCAGAUACUUUCUGACUGUACUGUAUGGACAAUUCCCCAUUCGCCUACCCCAGUUCCAAGCCAGUGACUCCUGGUGACCAGUUUCUGUGGCGAGCUGGUCUAGAGAUCACUGGACCUCUUUUUUCCUAAAUGUUGCUACUUAGAAUAUCUCGUUCUCCUCUUGGAAAGUCCCUCACUAAAGUCUUCCAUGAAAAAGCUGACCGUGAUAAGCAGUAAGUGCACUAGUCUUUUCUCUUACCCUCUUCCUUUUUUUCUUCCCUGCCCAGCAAAUUCUGCUCUUUAGCCAAAGGGUCUCCACUUAAUGAAAUUUAUAUGCUAGCCCAAAUUCAUUCAAUUUUCCUUGUAAUUUUGAUUCAAAAACUGAUGAAUAUCUGGAUACAGCAAUGUCUUUCCAUUUAGGAAGAAACAAGGUACAUGGAAAAAGUGUUUAGGAAGAAGCCUUUAUUUAAGCCUUUUUUUUAUUUUCCUAUUGGUUAGUAGUAAAAAUCAUAAAAGAGCUGCUUGCUCACCUUGAGUACAAAAGGGGGGGGGGGGGAGGGGAUGCUCUUUUUCUUUGCCACCCACAUCACUACUCCCCCUUGAAGGCAAUUGGUGCUUAAAUAGAAAGGGAAGUAGGUAGCUUUAAUCUCUGUGAUUAAAGGAUUGAGAAGUGUUAACCUAAGAGCUUGUGCCCAGCUGAAAAGUAGUCAAAGGCUAUGCUAUCAGGCACUAAUUAGCUUUAUAGUGCUUUAACCCUGACUCUCUAUCCCUUUUGUGUACUUUCCACCCCCAAGCCCCUGGAGCCAUCUGGCAAUAAGAGGUAGGAGAAAACAAAAGAAAAACCCUGAUCCUUCAUUUGCAAGUGUUGCUGACCUCCCAAAAUGAAACUGUGUUUUCCAGAAACAUUGCAUUUUGCUUGAUUGGUUCCAUUACAGUAUGUUCUAUCAGAUUUAAUCACUAUGUACUUGUAUGAGAAAUUCUUACUGAAGCCCUCAACCUAAAUCUUUGAAGAGUUGGGUACUACCUUUACUAGCUUUUAAAAUAAUUUGAAUCUUCCAUUUUAAUUGAUACAAGGAAAACUUAAAAUCAUGGGUAUUUAUGCUGCGUUAUGGAAACUUGAACUUUGUGUUUAUGAAUCCAUUACUUAAAAGAAAAACUUAAAGAUUAUUGAAAAAGACCGUAUGCUAACUAUAUAGACAAAAUAUUUAUCUUUAAGAUGAAGACAGCUUAAGUUGAUUAUUCCUUAUCUAAUCAAAAAAUUUGUCCUGGUGCUAUUCAUGAUUCUUUUGUCAUUUGUAUCUGGUCUUUGUCAAUGACAAAUGCUUGACUUUGAAUUGGGGUCUUACAAAAAGAGUCAUUUUAUCCAUUAAGUAAUCAAAAAUCUAUUCUUUUCACUUGAACUAUAAUCACAGUUGACAAUAAAGGAGAAAAAUAAUGUUAAGAGUAAAUCUAAUAAAAUAUAUUAAUUUAU